ACACGUACUGCUUUUACAAUGAAUUCUGUUUUUCAAAUUAUUUUUCUAUUUUUUAUCUUUGUCAAGUCUACUAUUCAUCUGGAGUAUUGUCCACCUCAUUGCCAGUGUGAGUGGGAAAUACACAGUGUGUCGUGCUUUGGAGUUGAGGUUGUGCCUGUUUUCCAUUCCAGCACAAAAGAAGUAUGGCUUCUGGGGACAAAAAUGUAUUCCAUUUCUGAGAAUGCCUUUGCAAACUUGGCCAAUAUUUCUCAAAUAUACAUAUCUGAUGACAGUACAUUAAGAUAUCUUGAAAGGCAUUCUUUCUACAACCUGUCCAGGGUCACACACAUACAACUAAAUGGCAUCAAAACACUGUCAUAUAUUGAUCAAGACGCUUUUAAGAAUCUGCCUAAUUUAAAAUAUCUUGGGAUCACAAACACAGGUCUCACCACCUUUCCUGAGCUACAGCAUAUUCACUCCAGCCAAGAACAUUUUAUAUUGGAGAUGGUGGAGAAUGUUUUUAUCCAAGUCAUACCUGCUAAUUCCUUUACUGGAAUAUCUCUGAAUACUUUGACUAUUGUGCUGAAUAGCAAUGGUGUGAAAGAGAUCCAGGACUAUGCUUUCAAUGGAACCAAACUGGAGGAAGUGUAUCUUGAUAGGAAUUUGGAUUUAGAACAAAUAGAGGAAUUUGCAUUUUAUGGUGUGAUUCAAGGCCCAACUCACCUAGAUCUUUCAGAUACCAAAGUACACUCUUUACCAUCAAUAGGUAUGAAGAACAUUGAAAAGCUCCAAGCUAAAAACACAUGGGCCUUAAAAAUGCUGCCUCCUUUAGAGCUUUUUGUUCACUUACAAAGCGCUGAAUUGACCUUCCCAAGUCAUUGCUGUGGUCUUAAAAUGCUGAAAAGAGGGCAAGGACACUCUGAGGCAGUUAUCUGCAACCUGACAUGGGCUACUUCAGGGAAGCUGCAGCUGUCAUCUGCAACGCUCUCUCAGAGGUAUCUGGAGUACAACAUCUCACAACAUCUGAAAUCUGAAAAGUUUGGUAUUCCAACUCAUGGCAGUGCAAAUAGCAAUCGCAACAGCCUGAUUUGCCCAACCAAGAAGUCUCAGGAUGAUACUUUGUUCUAUGUAAAAACAUAUUCAGAGCAUCUUAGUGAAGUUUUUGACUCUUCGCUGUGUAAUGAACUUGACGCAGAUGAUGGACCCUCAUGCACCCCCCUGCCUGAUGCUUUGAACCCCUGUGAAGAUGUGAUGAGUAAAGACAUCCUGAGGAUAUUGGUCUGGGUCGUCAGUUUAUUUGCCAUUUCAGCAAACCUAUUGGUGCUCGUCAUCCUGUUGACCAGUCGACAGAAAAUGUCUGUUACCCGUUUUCUUAUAGGUCACCUGGCAUUUGCAGAUUGCUGUAUGGGGUUCUACUUGCUGGUCAUUGCAUUUGUGGAUUUCUACACACGCUCCAAUUAUCAUCACUAUGCGAUUACCUGGCAAACAGGAAGUGGCUGCAAUAUAGUGGGAACAUUAUCUGUGUUUGCAAGUGAGUUAUCUGUGUUCACAUUAACUUUAAUCAGUCUUCAGCGCUGGAAUGCCAUCUUCUCAGCUAUCAGGCCAGACAGAAAAAUGAGGUUGCGUCAUGCAUCUGUGCUAAUGCUUGUCGGCUGGUUGUUGUGUGUGUUUCUUGCACUGCUGCCAGUACUUGGUGUGAGCAGUUACCAGAAAGUAAGCAUCUGCUUACCUAUGGACACUGGGACAACUGCUGCACGGACCUACAUUAUUUCUGUCUUGAUUGUUAAUGUCACUGCUUUUAUGGUAGUAUGCUUAUGUUACAUCCACAUCUACUUUAUGGUACACAAUCCCAAUCAUAACUCCAGCAGAUAUGACACGAGCAUGGCCAAACGCAUGGCUGUUAUUAUUUUUACCAACUUUUUAUGUCUGGCUCCCACUUGUUUCUACGGCCUGUCUGCAGCUUUCCACCACCCGAUGAUAACUGUCACAGAUUCCAAGGUGCUGCUGGUUCUUUUCUAUCCUCUCAACUCUUGCACCAACCCAUUUUUUUAUGCUAUCUUGACAAAGGCAUUUCACAGAGACAUCCUGAUGAUGCUGAGUCAGAUGGGUCUUUGUCAACGGCAAGCACACCUCUAUCGAAGCCAACUAGUCAGUAUUACUCCCUACAUAUAAAGAAAUUCUCUACCCCAAAGUCCAGCAUCCAUAUCCCCCCAAAAAUAAGACUCAAAAAACAAAAAAUGGCUUUUUAAAUUUGAUUAAUGUCCAUUUCUUAUAGUAAUAGUCAUAAAUGGUUACAUAUUCACAGACCUGAUCAAUCCACAGUGUACUAUGUCACCUAAACAGAGAAGUAACCAUGAGGUUGAAUUUCAAUAUUUAACGUAUAUGUCUUUGAUGCGGUCACAAAUAUAAAUAAUGUCUGAACAUUAUACUAUUCCAGCCAUAAGGUGGAAUAAGAAAACAGAACAGUUCAAAUCAUGAGAAAACAAACAAUGCAUUAUUUAUUUUAUAUUUGCUUUUAGAACCAGGUAACAAACCUUGGUCUAGAUACCAUAUGGAAUUUAAAUUAUCAACCAAAGGGGAAAAAUAUCUAAACAAUGGGAAAUGUAAAGAGCAGGUUUGUCCUAACUUUUUGUGAUCUACAAUUUAUUCUAAACAUUCUAAACUGCGAAUUUAAACUAAUAACAAGUGAGACCCUGGUAGGCUGCAGAUUGUUGGUUGUUCUGUAUAAUUAACUGCUCUUUCCUCGGUAAAAAAAAGGCCACUUAUUAGAUUCCUUUCAGGGCAAGAAGCACAAAAAAAAUUAGACAAUGUCACUUUAACAAUAUGUUGAGCACUCUUGUUCACUGAUAAAAUACAAGCCAUUAUGAUCCACUGUAGCAGACUAAUUCAACCUCCAAUAAAUCCAUUUAUAAUCAAACUGGAUCCUUGCUAUUAGCAUAUUUUAAAAAAUACAAUAAAAUAAAUAAUAAUAAAACAGACGGGAGGGGUGAGUGUGCAGUGAGCUGAGGAAGGAGCUGCUUCCUAGUACAAGAGUGCCUUAAACCCAAACGAACUAUAAGAAAAUAAAGAAAAUAAACAAAUACCACCACAGCAAAAUACUGUGUGUGUGUGUGUGUGUGUGUGUGUCGGACCCUUUGCUACAAUCAGUGACCCAGACAAUUUGCAUAUUAUCAUUAAACUGACUCACGCCCCACUGUUAAUCAGUGGUGCUAGGUUCCAUCAUUAUGCAAAUGUACUGUUUAUAAGGUUGGGGAAACCUGCAGAGACUGAAAAAGUCACUUGGAUGAGUGAUGAAAUGUUUCUUCCACUGAAAAUGCUACAUUAAGAUGAACAGAAUCAAUUUUGAAUCAGAAUUAAUCCUAAAUAAUUCAAUAAAGCCUACAAGUUGUACAUUAAAACCAAGAUUAUAUAAAAAUAUCUCAAUAUACAUGAACCUAAACCAUUUUAAAAAUAAGCCAGACAUACAGUACAUCCAAAAAGUAUUGACAGUGCUUUAAUUGCUUUGUCAUGACAUUUUGUCAUGUUACCUCAUUCCAAAAUGGAUUAAAUUAAUUUUCACUCCAAAAUUCUACACAGAAUACCCCAUAAUGGCAAAUAUACAAAAGUAUUCAUAACCUUGUUGAAGCACUUUUGGUACUAAUUACAAUGUGAACCCUUUCUGAGUAUGAUGCUAUGAGCUUUUAGUCAGAGGCAGUGUUUGAAAA
Messenger RNA from Oreochromis niloticus (Nile tilapia), 3683 nucleotides. RefSeq names its product thyrotropin receptor. Gene Ontology annotation, cellular component: plasma membrane. Lineage: Eukaryota; Metazoa; Chordata; Actinopteri; Cichliformes; Cichlidae. Gene Ontology annotation, biological process: adenylate cyclase-activating G protein-coupled receptor signaling pathway; hormone-mediated signaling pathway; activation of adenylate cyclase activity. Gene Ontology annotation, molecular function: thyroid-stimulating hormone receptor activity; G protein-coupled peptide receptor activity. The record is from RefSeq and is a predicted model, not a curated record.